AUGAGAAAGGAAGAAGCUGCCCUGAACGAGGUCACAACAAUGCAAUCGCUAGAGGGGGACCGCUUCCACGCGGACAAUGUCUGCAAUCAGUGCGGUCACUUUGGCCACUGGCUAGGUGACUGUAUCUUCCCGGACGACGGCGGCUUCACCAUGGGCUGUCCCAUCCACAACGCGAAGAGUCACACCUGGGACGACUGCCCUGAUGCGAAGAAGAUGAGCCUCGAGCGCAAGAUCAUGUACCUAAUUCUACGACGGAGGAACAAGCCAGCGAUACAGUCGACGCAGCCCUGGAUUGAACUCGUCAAGCUGGCGUUGGAACAAGGCUUGGAGGAAUACUGCUGGGGACCUUCGGUGUGGACCCGGGAAUUCGUCAUGAAGAUGGUCCGGGGACCGAGGGCUGGCCACCCAUGGCUCAACUUUAAUUAUGGCCGACAACUUGUUUCUACUUUGCCCAAAGACCCGAAGACCAUGGAUGACCCCGGAGUCUUGGUUGAGAAGCGAUUGCUCUGGGAUCAGGUUCGCAAGCCACGUCUCCAAAAGGAAAAGCAUAGCUAUGACCGUUAG
Messenger RNA from Colletotrichum spaethianum, 564 nucleotides. RefSeq lists its product as uncharacterized. Lineage: Eukaryota; Fungi; Ascomycota; Sordariomycetes; Glomerellales; Glomerellaceae. Gene Ontology annotation, molecular function: zinc ion binding; nucleic acid binding. The transcript has a single exon. The record is from RefSeq and is a predicted model, not a curated record. Bases 1 to 564 code for a protein of 187 amino acids.